AUGAGUGACAACUCUAAUUUGGCUCCUCCAGCUUCAAACCAGGGUUCCACUACCCCCCGCAAAGGUCCUCCAAAGUUCAAGCAGAGGCAAACCCGCCAAUUCAAAAGCAAACCUCCUAAGAAAGGUGUGAAAGGGUUUGGAGAUGAUAUACCAGGCAUGGAGGGCCUAGGAACAGAUAUCACUGUGAUUUGUCCCUGGGAAGCUUUCAGUCACCUGGAAUUACAUGAGCUGGCUCAGUUUGGGAUUAUCUGA
Molecule: messenger RNA, 252 nt
Organism: Elephantulus edwardii (Cape elephant shrew)
Lineage: Eukaryota; Metazoa; Chordata; Mammalia; Macroscelidea; Macroscelididae
Gene: PDE6H
Product: phosphodiesterase 6H, cGMP-specific, cone, gamma
Exons: 3
Coding region: 1-252 (83 amino acids)
Biological process (GO): positive regulation of epidermal growth factor receptor signaling pathway; visual perception; positive regulation of G protein-coupled receptor signaling pathway
Cellular component (GO): photoreceptor outer segment membrane
Molecular function (GO): 3',5'-cyclic-nucleotide phosphodiesterase activity; cGMP binding
Source: RefSeq, a predicted model, not a curated record